Molecule: messenger RNA, 1483 nt
Organism: Cydia strobilella
Lineage: Eukaryota; Metazoa; Arthropoda; Insecta; Lepidoptera; Tortricidae
Product: cytochrome b-c1 complex subunit 1, mitochondrial-like
Exons: 2
Coding region: 16-1407 (463 amino acids)
Cellular component (GO): mitochondrion
Molecular function (GO): metal ion binding; metalloendopeptidase activity
Source: RefSeq, a predicted model, not a curated record
CAAUAUAAAAGCAAAAUGCAAAGAUUACUACGCCACCAUUUAAUUCCCACGCUUUCUUUUACUCGCCAAUAUCGCUAUCCAACUACCUUCCUCCAGUUCCUUCGGAACCAGCCCGAGCCCCAACAUACACAACUUCUAAAUGGUGUCAAUGUUGUCACAUUGCAUAAAGAGGGAUGUAAAGCAUGUGUGGGUUUAUUUGCGGACAUUGGGUCGCGGUACGAGUUGGAAUUCGAAAAUGGCAUCGCACACUUGUUCGAGCAUAUCGUUUUUAAGACUACUAAGUGUACGUCGAAGGUGGACAUGGGGAAGAAGAUUAAUGCUUUAGGCAUCAAAUUACACGCGUUCACAACUCGUGAGAUGGUGGGCUACUAUGCCUACUGCCUGCCCGAGAACGUAGGCAACGCCAUCACCAUCCUGUCCGAGUGCGUCAUGAACAACGCCCUCGCCUGCGACGACAUCUCCUGCGAGAAACUCAUCAUAUACGAGGAAAUCAUCAAGCAAGACACAGACCCUAAAACUUUAGUCUUUGACUACUUACAUUCCACCGCUUUCCAAGGCACCAGUCUAGCCAACACCGUACUCGGCACCACAAAAAAUCUUUACAAUAUAGACCAGGUCCUAACAAACCAGUAUUUGCAGAGAAUUAUGCAUCCGUGUAGAUUCUGCUUAUGUGCUGUGGGCGCCGUGUGCCAUGAGCCGAUAGUCGAGCUGGCGAGCAACUUUUUAUCAUGGACCGUACCAAGUCCGUGUAAGGAAACACUGUACAGAUAUACCGGGUCGGAUGUACGCUACAGAAACGACGCAUUGUCAAGAGCGUACGUAGCUUACGCCUUAGAAGGUCCAGCGUUCAGUAACAUUGAUACGGUGUUUAUGGAUUUAGCUGCGACUUUGAUAGGUGGUUGGGAUAAAACACAGAUCGGUGACCGAAAUCAUGGAGUGAGUGUCGCUAGAAGAGCUUCCCUCGGGGACUUCUGCGAUUCUUACAAAUCGUUCAACAUAAAGUAUAAGGACACUUCGCUUUGGGGUGUUCAGUUUAUAUCCUCCUCGUUGCAACUGGAAGACAUGCUUUACACCCUUCAGGACUCCUUGCUUGGUAUAUGCACGAUAGUUACUGAAGGCGAAUUGGAGAGAGCUAAAGAGCAAAUGAAGAGUAACUUACUGUACGACACGGCGACUUGCUACGGCGCAGCGAAAGACUUGGCGACUCACAUGUUGUACAACUGUUGUCACUGGCCAGCGAUAUCUGACAGGUUGGAAUUUAUAGAUAAGAUAUCAUUGGAGGACUUCAAGAGCACGCUGUAUGACUAUAUUUACAAUAAAUGCCCGGUCAUCUCGGCAGUGGGUGCCACUGAGGGUUUGCCAGAUUAUACCAGGAUUAGAAGUGGCCAAUACUGGCUUAGGCUUUAACAUUAUCAUUUUGCCUUUUGCUCUUUAACUCAGCAUCUUGGUACGUUUUGCAGUUGUUUUGGUGAAUGACCAAAGG